GGCUUCCCUGCUUCCAGGAGAUUGGGAGAAGAAGAUGCGGCUGAGCGGCCGGCACGGACCGACUGCUUAACGGGCAAACCUUAGUCAUAGGUUUCCACUUGCCUUUUCUUUUGUUAGUUUCUUGCCAAAUUUGCUGCUUGAUGUCGAAUUUGAACAGGAGCAGCGAAUGAACUGAUAAGCUGUAAGGGCAGAAGAAGAAGAGGGGGAGCGAAACAGUUACUGACAGGAGUUGGGCAUCAUAUUGCCACCGGAUGUCAUUAUACGCUUUUAAAUAUCGAGGACUGUAAUCUAGACCAAAGGCAGAGCCAUGGAGGUUGUAACGCAUCUUGUGAAUGACACUGUAGAGUUUUACAAAUGGAGCCUUACUAUAGCAGACAAGAGGGUUCAGCACUGGCCCAUGAUGUCCUCUCCCUUCCCUACUCUGGCUAUCAGCUGCCUGUACUUGAUCUUCCUGUGGGCAGGACCUAAAUACAUGCAAGAUCGCCAGCCCUACACACUCAGGAAGACCCUCAUAGUCUACAACUUCAGCAUGGUGGUCCUCAACUUCUACAUCGCCAAAGAGCUCCUACUAGCCUCCAGAGCAGCCGGGUACAGCUACCUCUGUCAGCCUGUAAACUACUCGAAUGAUGUCAAUGAAGUCAGGAUAGCCUCGGCUCUUUGGUGGUACUACAUCUCCAAAGGAGUGGAGUUCCUGGACACUGUCUUUUUCAUACUGAGGAAGAAGUUCAACCAAGUCAGCUUCCUCCACGUCUACCAUCACUGCACCAUGUUCAUCCUCUGGUGGAUUGGAAUCAAAUGGGUUCCCGGUGGACAAUCAUUUUUUGGUGCAACCAUCAACUCUUCCAUCCACGUCCUCAUGUACGGGUACUAUGGCUUGGCUGCCUUGGGACCUCAGAUGCAGAAGUACCUCUGGUGGAAGAAAUACCUCACCAUUAUCCAGAUGAUCCAGUUCCACGUAACCAUCGGCCACGCUGGCCACUCCCUCUACACCGGCUGUCCGUUCCCCUGCUGGAUGCAGUGGGCUCUGAUUGGCUACGCCGUCACCUUUAUCAUCCUCUUCGCCAACUUCUACUACCACGCUUAUCGACGCAAGCCUGCCUUUUCUCGGAAAGGAGGGAAGCCCAUAACAAACGGCUCCUCUGUGGUGGCUAACGGUCAUAGCAAAGUGGAGGAAGAGGAGGAGGACGAUGAGGAGGACAACGGAAAGAGGCAAAAGAAAGGAAGAGCGAAAAGGGAGUAAAGCAGGAAACGGGGCUUGCUUUGCGAAAAGCAGACAGUUAUUUUAUAGGCCAGAGAAAGAGGGAGGGGAGGGGAGGGAUAAACAGAGUUCAAACCAGACGAUCAUCCCUGCAAAUAAAGUGGAUGGAUGUGAUUAGGGACCAACUUGAUGAAGUGAAUGGUUAGCAGUGUGUGUUCACUGGGUGUGUCUGUAAAUGGUUCUGGUUUUGAGUGGACGAGAGUGUCGGUUGUCUCCAUGACAGCUUUCUUUUGUAAUUAAAUCCAGAUAAGAAAAGAAAAUUGCUGUUCGUGUAGGCCCACCCCCCCGUUCCUCUGUCCAGCUCUGUUUUGGACCAUAGUAGGACCAAAAUAUUAAAGGAACCGCAUCCUGCUCAGCAUCCACUUACUUUCAACCGGAAUCCACCUCCAACUUUUGUACUCUGGAUUCCAGUACUGUUUAAAAGCUUAAUAGUGUUUAAUAAGCUAAAUUAAUUUAUUUUCUAGUGCUUUCAAUGAGUAUCAAUUCAUUUGGGGCAGGGAUAGCUCAGUAGGUAAAGUGGUCGCCCCAUGAUCGGAAGGUCAGCGGUUCGAAUCCACUUAACG
Messenger RNA from Maylandia zebra (zebra mbuna), 1821 nucleotides. Its product is annotated as very long chain fatty acid elongase 4. Gene Ontology annotation, biological process: fatty acid elongation, monounsaturated fatty acid; sphingolipid biosynthetic process; very long-chain fatty acid biosynthetic process. Gene Ontology annotation, molecular function: fatty acid elongase activity. Gene Ontology annotation, cellular component: endoplasmic reticulum membrane; endoplasmic reticulum. The record is from RefSeq and is a predicted model, not a curated record. NCBI's taxonomy places the organism in Eukaryota, Metazoa, Chordata, Actinopteri, Cichliformes, Cichlidae.